Messenger RNA from Tripterygium wilfordii, 864 nucleotides. RefSeq lists its product as uncharacterized. NCBI's taxonomy places the organism in Eukaryota, Viridiplantae, Streptophyta, Magnoliopsida, Celastrales, Celastraceae. The transcript has 2 exons. The record is from RefSeq and is a predicted model, not a curated record. The coding region runs from base 137 to 601 and encodes 154 amino acids.
CCAGAACCACCCCUCUAUUCUUUCCUCUCUGUAUAUAUACUGAUCAAGCAUCUUCUUCCAACUUCACAGACGAAGCUCGAAUCUCUUGCAACCGUCUUGAAGUCUAGUAAUAUCAAUCGAUCUCACUGCUCCGAUCAUGUCUUUCAGAUCAACGAACUAUUGGAGGCAAAUGGCCGGUAAGUUAAGAGGCGGCGCUACCUAUGCCACGUCAACAACACCGACAACCGCCGAUAAAUUAUACAGUCGCACAGGGAAGCGAUUGAAGGGAGACUUUGUUCCUGUGUGCGUGGCGAUCGGGAUGAUAGCGUUGUCCACGACGCUCGGCCUUCACACGGCGAAGCAGCAACUGGCGUACUCACCGACCGUGCGAGUGAGGAAGAAGACACGGGAGAGGCUGACGGAGAUUGAGGAGCCUGAAACAGUGGUUCAUUGGUCGGAGAAGUUGUUGACCAAAUCGCUUUUCAGGAAGGUGGCUCAUGUGCAAGAAUCUCAUCAGUUGUAUCAUCCGAUGCCUGAUCCUGUCCAUAAAGAUGCGUUUGCCCACAAGCCUCGAGCAGAGACUCUCAAGGACCUUGGGGUUGAUCCUACGCUCCAUUAUUAAUGAACUGCUUUUGCUUUGCUUCGUGACAAUCUGCUCUCUCUAAGCAUAUUAUGUUAGCGUGUUUACUCUUGUUUUCUUUGGGUAACUAGGGAUGCUGGAGAGCUUUCCGGAUACUCCCCUGAGUUAUGAUUGUAAAUAUCCUAAACUAAUAGAAGGCAAAUAUUGUAAAUCGUGAUGUGGUUAGUUGCAUUAUCUCAGUGUAUAUAUAGAUGUAUGUCUCUCCUAGGUUGAGAUGAUCCUAUUAAUUGCAACGAAAACUUCCC